AUGGGCGUGAUCACCUCCUGCUUGGAUCCUAUGCGCCAGCCAGAUGUGAUCCCAGAUCCGCGCGUGCUGACUGUCGUGGGGAUCAGCGGGGACGUAAUCCUCGACACAACGGAGGUGUCAUCCAUACUGGAGUUGAAGGAGCAGGUCUCCACCCAAAUGCACACAAAGAAUAUCAAGUUGCUUAGCGCUGAAGGGCGCGUCAUUGCUAAGCUCGAAGACGCGGAGCCUGACAGCACAGUCACGGCCAUCGCCUUGAACCUCAGCCCAUUGCUGCAGAUGGUUGGUCUUGAAGAUGACAAAGGCAACCUUGUGAGUGAGACUGUGCCACGAGACGAGCUCGAGACAAUCGCGCUGCAGAUCGCACGCGAGCUCUCGAGCAUCGGAUGUUGGUUCGGAUCGCCGGGGCAUAUGGAUGGUUAUCCGACAGUCGAAUGGGAAUGGACAGAUAAGAUGCCGGCACCUCCCUACUUUUCGUCCGAAAGCCGUUUCGACGAAGGCAGUCGCGGGUUGACCAUAAAGCGCAGCACGCCAGUGGUCCACGCUGGGGCGGAGGUCAUGUUCUCGGUGCAAAAGGCUUCGCCCGUCCCGAAGGUCUUGCAGGACUUCACCGCUGAAACGCCGCUGACCGUGGCAGAUCUGAUAAAUCUUCGGCGCAUCCAUCAAGCGGCCUGCGAUGAGAAGAGGCAUAUGCUGCUAAAGGAGAUUCCGGGUGCGGACUAUGUGGAGGGCACAAUGCAAUUGAAACAAUACGGCCCAGAUUGCCUGCAUAUCGAGUUGGGAUACCGCGUCUACGACCGCGAUGAGGAAUGGCGCUAG
Messenger RNA from Symbiodinium natans, 816 nucleotides. The record is from the annotation of a GenBank genome assembly. NCBI's taxonomy places the organism in Eukaryota, Dinophyceae, Suessiales, Symbiodiniaceae.